UGCGCAUGCGUGUCCUGUCGUGUCUUCGUCACGUGUGUUUUGUCCUUCGUGUUUGAGCAGGAUGUCGUUUUAAAACUCUUUUUUAAAUUCACUGUUUUCAUGCGUUUUUGUUCCUAACGCGUCCGGUCCGUUCCGCUCGUCCUCCACGCGCCUCAGGACUGACUCGGUGGUGACUCGGUGGGGCUGACAGACAUGCUCCCUCAGUUCCUGGUCCGGGUCCGGUUCUUCUGGAGGCCGCUGUUCCAGGGCCGGUACCUGCUCGUCACCAACACCGUGAGCUCCGGCGGGAUGCUGGGACUCGGAGACGCGCUGCAGCAAACCUGGGAACAACACAAAGACCCGAGACACCGCAGGGACUGGAGCAGGACAGGUCGUAUGUUUGUGGUGGGCUGUUCUCUCGGGCCUCUGCUCCACGUCUGGUACUCGUGGUUGGACCGGGUCAUGACGGGUCGGGCGCUCGCCACCGUCGGGAAGAAGGUCCUGGUGGAUCAGCUGGUGGCUUCUCCGGUCAUGGGGCUCUGGUACUUCGCAGGCAUGGGUCUGGCAGAGGGACGCUCCUUUUUUGACGGAUGCAACGAGUUUAAAGAGAAGUUCUGGGAGUUUUAUAAGGCAGACUGGACCGUGUGGCCGGCCGCUCAGAUGAUCAACUUCUACUUCCUGCCUCCAAAGUUUCGAGUGAUUUACAUCAACACAGUGACGCUGGGCUGGGACACGUACCUGUCCUACCUCAAACACAGAGAUCAGAGACAAGAUCCAGAGCUGAUCUCAGACUCUUCAGUCCAGACUCCACCGGCCUCAGAGCCCACAGACCUGAAGCAGAAGACCUGAGAAGACCACAACCCUACACCAGAAGACCAGAGAGAACCACAGACCUGCAGCAGAAGACCUGAGAAGACCACAGACCUACACCAGAAGACCAGAGAGAACCACAGACCUGCAGCAGAAGACCUUAGAAGACCACAGACCUGCAGCAGAAGACCAGAGAGAACCACAGACCUGCAGCAGAAGACCAGAGAGAACCAGAACCCUACACCAGAAGACCUAGAAGACCAGAACCUUACACCAGAAGACCUGAAACAACCACAAACCUGCAGCAGAAGACCAG
Messenger RNA from Boleophthalmus pectinirostris (great blue-spotted mudskipper), 1105 nucleotides. It is a transcript of the gene mpv17l2, whose product is annotated as MPV17 mitochondrial inner membrane protein like 2. NCBI's taxonomy places the organism in Eukaryota, Metazoa, Chordata, Actinopteri, Gobiiformes, Gobiidae. The record is from RefSeq and is a predicted model, not a curated record. Gene Ontology annotation, cellular component: membrane; cytoplasm. Bases 193 to 828 code for a protein of 211 amino acids. The transcript is spliced from 5 exons. Gene Ontology annotation, biological process: mitochondrial ribosome assembly.